AUAAGUAAAUUGUAAUACACGCUGUUAUCGUUAAUCAAAUUUUAUGUUAUUAUGUAACAGUAUAGAACAAAGGUUAAAUAUAGGUCAUUGUUCAAACACUAGUGUUCCUUGAUAUUUAGUAUACGUUCGAAUUUUUUUUAUACUGAGCUCACAAGAAAAAAAAAAUAUGCCUGAAAACAUCAAUCGUUCGGGCCCAUUCAUAGGAGCAAUUGAUGAAGGGACGAGUAGCGCUAGAUUCUUAGUGUUUGAUGUUUUACGUAGAAAAGUGAUAGUAUCUCAUCAAAUUGAAAUUAAACAAAAAUAUCCACAAGAAGGAUGGGUGGAACAAGAUCCAAAAGAAAUAUUACAAGCAGUUAUAGAAUGCAUAAAAAAGACCAUAGAAAAGUUAAAAGACAUUGGCAUGAGUGCAUCAGACAUCAAAGCAAUUGGGAUUACUAAUCAACGAGAAACUACUUUAAUGUGGGAUAAAAAUACAGGAGAACCAUUGCACAAUGCAAUAGUAUGGCUAGAUAUGAGAACUACCACAACUUUAGAAGAUAUAUUAGAUAGUGUACCUAAUAAAACAAGGAACAAAAAUUAUUUGAAACCUCUUUGUGGUCUUCCAAUGUCACCGUAUUUCAGUGCUCUCAAAAUACGCUGGCUUAUUGAUAAUAUACCACGUGUUAAACAUGCAGUAGAUGAAGAAAGAUGUGCUUUCGGGACAAUUGAUACAUGGCUUAUAUGGAAUCUUACCAAAGGGCAAUUGCAUGUAACUGAUGUCUCAAAUGCAUCUCGCACAAUGUUGAUGAAUAUUGAAUCAUUAAAAUGGGAUCCUCUAUUAUGUCGAUUUUUUGGAAUUCCGCAACAUAUCCUGCCUGAAAUAAGGUCUAGUGCUGAAGUAUAUGGAACAAUUUCCAAUCCAGAAGUUCUUGCUGGUGUACUUAUAGCAGGCUGUGUAGGUGAUCAACAAGGAGCACUUCUUGGUCAAUUAUGUUUAAAGCCUGGGCAAGCAAAAGCUACUUAUGGAACUGGUUGCUUCUUACUUUAUAAUACUGGAAGUGUUAAAGUAGAUUCGACUCAAGGCCUUAUUACAACUAUUGCAUACAAAAUAGGUAAAGAACCAGCAAUUUAUGCAUUAGAAGGCUCAGUAGCUGUAGCUGGAGCUGCUUUAUCGUGGUUACGUGAUAAUAUACAGCUAUUCAAUAAUAUUGCACAAUCUCAAGACAUGGCAGAACGUGUGAGACAUUCUGGAGACGUAUAUUUUGUACCUGCAUUUUCUGGUUUAUACGCGCCUUAUUGGCAACAAGAUGCAAGAGGAGUAAUUUGUGGUAUCACUGAAGAUACGCAACAGUAUCAUAUCGUUCGAGCAGCAUUGGAAGCUGUCUGUUUUCAAACGAGAGAUAUUUUAGAAGCAAUGGUAAAAGAUUCCGGAACGAAAUUAACAACUUUACAAGUUGACGGUGGAAUGACUGUAAAUAAUUUACUUAUGCAACUACAAGCUGAUAUAACGGGAAUAAGUGUUGUAAGACCCAAUAUGGUAGAAACAACAGCUUUAGGAGCAGCUAUAUUAGCUGGUAUCGGAGCAAGUAUUAUUGAUAUCAGCGAUGUAGAUGCGUCGCAAGUUACGAAAUUUUCACCCGAAAUUGGAGAAGAUGAAAGAGAUUUAAGAUAUUCUAAAUGGAAAAUGGCUGUUGAAAGAUCUAUGAAAUGGGAUUGUUCCACCGCUUUAAUAAACAAUUAAA
This is a messenger RNA of Frieseomelitta varia, 1721 nucleotides long. It is a transcript of the gene Gk1, whose product is annotated as glycerol kinase. The record is from RefSeq and is a predicted model, not a curated record. Bases 167 to 1720 code for a protein of 517 amino acids. Lineage: Eukaryota; Metazoa; Arthropoda; Insecta; Hymenoptera; Apidae. Gene Ontology annotation, molecular function: glycerol kinase activity. Gene Ontology annotation, biological process: triglyceride metabolic process; glycerol metabolic process; glycerol-3-phosphate biosynthetic process. The transcript is spliced from 9 exons. Gene Ontology annotation, cellular component: mitochondrion.